This is a messenger RNA of Caenorhabditis sp. 36 PRJEB53466, 1898 nucleotides long. NCBI's taxonomy places the organism in Eukaryota, Metazoa, Nematoda, Chromadorea, Rhabditida, Rhabditidae. The record is from the annotation of a GenBank genome assembly.
AUGAUCGUCCACCUCAUCCUUCUUCUGCUCAUGGGCGAAUUGUUCGAAUCGGUGUCUUCCAAUCCUCACUCUGUUCUUGAACGCUACGAAGAGAGACUCAAUUCGGCAAUGUCCAAACGGACGGGGACUCCGAGGACUGUCAAAAGGUACGUGCUUCGAGUCGUCUGCAGUUCCACCUCAUCCACAAUAAUCUGCAACAUUCUGACCUCCGUUCCUCAUAAUCCCUAAUCCCUUCUUGUCUGCUGCCCGUAAUUGCUCCCCGUCUUGCAGAUACAAGUGUGUCGAAGAAUACGUCACUUAUGAUCAGAAUGGCCACACAGUCACUUCUUAUCAAGGAAGUCGGUUCACAACUACGAUGGAACCACCGGUAUAUUGAACAUUCCCAAUUGUUUCCCACUUAAAGCACCUACUCAGGUAUAUCGGACAUCCGGGGACCGGGAAAUCCGUCGAAAGCCUGCGAAAAAAGUGACGAUUGCCAUAAAUCGUGAUCCAAUGGAAACGACGACUCCGAUGGCGACGUCCACAGAGAGAGGCUCGACGACAACGUUGAAGCCGUUCGACGAGAUGAACGACGAGGAAGCGGAUAGGAUCAUCGAGGAGAUGUACCUGAAAAAGAAAGUAUGACGUCACCAGAGAAAGGGAAACUUAGCACUUUCUCCGCGGUCAUUUCUCUGCCUAUUUUGGUUUUUCCGACCUUGCCUUCUCCGUAUGAGUCACGUCCGCUUUUCACAGUUCGCCUCGUUCGAACCCAUAAUAUGAGGCCAGCUGGUCGCUAGAGGGUUCAUGAUGAUUACCGUAAAAAGAGCGAUUUAGGAGAGUCACGCAACUGAAUCACCGGAAGAAGUACCUGAAAUGACCGCUGAGGUCAUCCAGCCCAAGCCUCCAUCACCUCCAUCUCCGCGCAUUUACGCGACUGAUUCGACAUCUUCAACUUCUGUCUCUAAUUCAGGGGAGUACAGUCCGAUCAAGAAGAAUAAGAUGUAAGCUAUAAAAAUGAGAAGACAUCGAAAAAACAAGUGUUUUAGUGAACCGGAUGACAGUGAAGAAGAAGACUAUCCAAACUCGAUGUACCACAGGGGUUCCCGGAAGAGACCCUACGAGGACAUCGCCAACUACGAUGAUUACGACGAUCUGCCACUCUACCGUCCUUUGAGAAGAGGUUCAGUUGUCAUUCUCGCCACAAAAUCCUCAUUGACUUCCUUCAGAGUAUCAUAUGCGUCGUCGCCGACCCCUUCUCUUCUCCGAUGACUUUUCCGAUGACACGGAUUUCGAUCAACGGUUAGGAAACACUCCACGCAGACAGACGACUAGGGACCUUUCCCCGUUGCGGUCCAUGAAAAGGCUCCGUCACCACGCACGGUAUCCCCCGCAGUUCCGACCGCUGCCUCCGCCGAUGCCUUCUCCGAUCUCUCUGCCCGUCUCUGCCUCCAGCAACAUGCUCCAGCGUCCGAUGGCUUUGCCGGGAGUACCUCCAAUGAGAGUACCCGCUCCUCCUGCUCCGCAGCCCAUGCCGCUGCCUCCGAUGCCUCCUGGAAUCAUGCCUCCUCCGUCUUCCCUGCUUCCUCCACAGCCUCUUCAGCCAAUUCAGCAGCAAAGUUCGAUGAGUGUGCCUUCCAGCGGACAAGAAGUGCUCAAAAUGAAGCCAAUUUUGCAAGCUAACCCUCAGGAAAUGCAGGUGGCGAACGAAGAAAGUUGUGCGAAAAUCACGAGAUUGGCAAAAACGUUCAGCAUAAAAGACGUAUCCAAAUGGGCGAGAAGUAACUGUCCAUUGCUCCAGGUCAGCAAUAUUCGAGUGCGUUUCCGAUUAUGAAUCUUUCUUGCAGCUGUACGUUCCGACGGCAAGCUGCGAACUCAUCUUCCAUUUUAUCGAUUCUUGCAAGAACAAGAAGUUCUUCUGA